UAAUUUAGUUCUCAUUGAUGUUCAGUUUUAUGCCAUAUCACUGGUAUGGGUGGAUGUUGACGUUAUUGCAUGCCAUUUAGUUCUCAUUGGUGUUAGCUUCACCACUAUGUGUAGGCAUUGCCAUUAUG
Molecule: messenger RNA, 128 nt
Organism: Dentiscutata heterogama
Lineage: Eukaryota; Fungi; Glomeromycota; Glomeromycetes; Diversisporales; Gigasporaceae
Source: the annotation of a GenBank genome assembly